AACAUGAGCUCGUUUAAACGAUUAAAAUUGAAAAAUAAAAAUGCGAAGAAUACUAGUUCAAAUUUAAUGGCUAAAUCUCGUAAAGAAGUACGAAAAGAGCUUAGGAAACAGAAGAAGAUUAACAAAGCAAUUUAUUUCCAGCAGAAAAAAGGGUUACUUGUUUCGGGCAGUGACAAACACGAAAGGAUCGUUAAAGUUCAUGGCAAAAAAAAUAUUUGCAAGAAUGAAAUCGCGGCUAGCAUCGAAGUGCAAAAGAAAUCUGUUCAGAAAAAGAAAACUAAGAAGGUUGAACUUGGAAAAACAAAUACACGAAAUGAAUCGCUUAAACAGGCCAAUUUGAAAGAGGAUAGAAUAAUUAAAAAACUGGAGAAGCAGUUGAAAUUAAAUAAAAGAAAAAAGAAGACAAUUCCAAAAUCUUUUGCAGUAGAUGGUUUAGAUUAUCUUCUGGAUUUUUGUGUAGAAGAAAAUAGAAAGUAUAUAGUGGAAACAGAGGAAAAGCUGUUAACAAACAAAUUUGAUGAUGAAUUUGAAGUAAGUUUUAAAGAAACCAUUGAAGAAGAUCUCCAGGAGAAGAACACUUGUAUGGAAAAUGAAUCGCAUGAUAUUAUAAAAAAUAAAAUUGUAAAUGACCAGUUAGCUACAAUAGUUGAAGAAAGUUUUAAUGCAAAUGAGAAUGUAACUGAACUUGAUUCAGAGGUAUCAGAAACUGAAGAGGUAAAACCUGAACAAAGUAAAGAGAAUGUUCACAUUAAUAAUAAUGAUGGUUUGUGGGAAGAUAUUUAUGGAAGGAAAAGAGAUAGAGAUGGUAAUAUUAUACAGAAUGCUAACAGAUAUGUUCCACCAGCUGCAAAAAUUGUUUCUGAUAUAAAUUCAGAUAAUGACAAACUGCAGUCCUUAAAAAAACAGUUAAAAGGCUAUUUGAAUAGAAUAACGGAACAAAACAUUCAUUAUAUAAGUAAUCAGAUAGAAACAUUGUACAUGACAAAUAGCCGUAACAAUAUGAAUCUUGUAUUAUCAAAAUUAAUACUGGAAAGUUUAGUUACAAAUGUAAUGACUCCUAAUAGACUUAUUUGCGAACAUAUGAUGUUGAUUGCUAUUUUGCAUGCAAAUGUUGGUACUGAAGUUGGUGCCAGUUUUUUAGAAAAGCUUGUUAAAACAUUUGUUGAAGUAAUAGAAAAGCCGCAAGAUGUAGAAAAUAAAGAAUUGGACAAUAUAAUUCUUAUGCUUUCACAUCUGUAUAACUUUAAGGUGUAUGGACACAAACUCAUCUAUCAAAUACUUCAUAAACUUGCAACCAAAUUUACAGAAAAAGAGAUUGAAUUGAUAUUACUUAUUUUAAAAACAGUAGGAUUUUCACUAAGAAAGGAUGAUCCAAAUGCUCUAAAGGAGUUUAUAAAAGAUCUACAACAAAAAGCUAGCCAUGAGAAUGGAGAAAACUCAAGAGUCAAAUUUAUGUUAGAAAUUUUAUUAGCAGUAAAGAACAAUAACAUUAAUAAAAUACCCCAAUAUGAUCCUCUUGAAGUGGAACAUUUAAGGAAAGUUAUGAAAAGUGUAAUACGUAAAGGCAAUGCAAUAGUGCAGUUCAAUGUGACUCUAGAAGAUCUGUUGCAUGCCGAUGAAAAUGGAAAAUGGUGGAUUAUAGGAUCAGCUUGGUCUGGGACAAAUACUAUUGAUAUCUCAACAGAAACAAAGAAACAUAACAAGUUCAAUUUUGGUACAAAAAUAUUAGAAUUAGCAAAGAAACAAAGGAUGAAUACAGACACUAGAAGAAAUAUUUUCUGUAUUCUUAUAACAGCCGAAGAUUAUUUGGAUGCAUUUGAAAAACUUCAUCAUCUUGGCUUAAAAGACCAACAAGAAGGCGAAAUCAUACACGUUUUAAUGCAUUGUUGUUUACAGGAAAAUAAGUUCAAUCCUUAUUAUGCGAUACUGGCCCAAAAACUAUGCGAAUAUAACCGAAAAUAUCAGCUGACGAUACAAUACACAUUAUGGGACAAAUUGAAAACAUUGGAAACGUACGAAUCCAAACAAUUAAAUAAUUUAGCACAUUUUUUAACUUACUUAUUUAUUGAAAACUGCCUUGCUCUAUCAAUUUUGAAAGUUAUUCAAUUUACUGAAUUAGACAAACAUACCAUGAAGUUUCUUAAACAAAUUAUAUUGAAAAUUUUAUUACAUGAAAACGAAAAGGCUUGUCUACGUGUAUUUGAAAGAAUCUCUGUUUCCACUCAGCUGCAAACUUUCAUAGAAAGUCUUCGUUUAUUUAUAAACUGUUUUAUAAUAAAAAAUAUAGAUUCAAGUAGUAUAUUGGACGACCAAAAACUAUUGUUGAAAAGAAGAGCUGAAUUUGUGGAUAAAAUGUUAAUUUUCCAUGGGUCCAAAGUCAUGUUUUAAAUGUAUAACAUGUUUCUUAACACGUACAGCAAAAAUAUGUAUGUAUGGAUUACAAUAAUUUCUUAAUUAUUGCUGUGCAAAAGUCUGCAUGCACAGUUUGUAA
Molecule: messenger RNA, 2491 nt
Organism: Osmia bicornis bicornis
Lineage: Eukaryota; Metazoa; Arthropoda; Insecta; Hymenoptera; Megachilidae
Product: nucleolar MIF4G domain-containing protein 1 homolog
Exons: 8
Coding region: 4-2388 (794 amino acids)
Biological process (GO): ribosomal small subunit biogenesis
Cellular component (GO): nucleolus
Molecular function (GO): RNA binding; protein binding
Source: RefSeq, a predicted model, not a curated record